Messenger RNA from Jaculus jaculus (lesser Egyptian jerboa), 2683 nucleotides. It is a transcript of the gene C1H1orf115, whose product is annotated as chromosome 1 C1orf115 homolog. The record is from RefSeq and is a predicted model, not a curated record. Bases 1 to 402 code for a protein of 133 amino acids. The transcript is spliced from 2 exons. NCBI's taxonomy places the organism in Eukaryota, Metazoa, Chordata, Mammalia, Rodentia, Dipodidae.
AUGACGGUGGGCGCCCGGCUCCGCAGCCAGGCGGCCCGGAGCCUGGCGCGCCGCGGCCCGCGGGGACGGGCGCGCGACGAGGAGGCGGAUGCCAUCCUGGAGCACCCCGAGGGCGACGACGACGCGGAGCCUGGGGCCGGGGCCGGGCGGCGCGCGGGGAGCCCGGGCGCGCGCAGGGUGCACAUCGCCGUCCUGCCCGAGCGCUACGAGCCGCUGGACGACCCCGCGCCGGGUGACAAGCCCAAGAGGAGGUACCGCCGCAAGCUGAAGAAGUACGGCAAGAACGUCGGGAAGAUCAUUGCCAAAGGAUGCCACUAUCUCGUCAUCGGCCUGCAGGGGUUCGCUGCCGCCUACUCUGCCCCAUUUGGAGUGGCCACCAGCGUGGUGUCCUUCGUACGCUAAUGGCAGCUGUCACCGGAAGCAGUAGAAGCCUGUGCCCUGGGGACAGUGCAAAACCAUGACCAUGUUGGGCUUGGACCUGCAGCGUACUGGGAAGAGGAAACACCACAUCGCGUCUUUGUUGAAUGGGAUGAGCAUUAGGAAGGCGCCACCCCUGCCCAUCUGCGGAGCUUCUCUCAUCUCUUGGACAUGGGUGCCUCCAGUGUCAAUCCUGCCGAGGAGGAGGAGGCCCAGGACAAGUUGGGGUUGGCUUGUUUCUCACGCAGAUUAGAGCCUUCCUGUGGUAGGUGGAGGCGGACCGGGGGCUGCUGUGAGCGCUGUGGGUAGCUGUGAGCACUGUGGGUAGCGGGUGAUUUUGGGCAGAGAAAAGAAUGACCUGGAGCUGCUGGUUUGCUAGGGUCACAAGCUGAUGGCUGCCGGCCUUGGCCUGCCUCAGGCGGAGGCUUAGCCAAGCAGCUGUUUCAGAAGCCCUCCGCCCCCACCGCCUUCCUCCACCACUCUAUCACCAGGAGUUUAAUUACAGGUUGGGAAGAAAGAAGCAAAGAAAACCUUCCUUUGAAGGCUUUGAAAACCUUGGUCACAGUAGUGUUAAGAUGUUUUUUUAAAGCACCUAGGAGCAUGCCAUUUUCACCCGACUCUGCACAGGUAUGCAGCCGGCCAUCAGGGCAGGAGGAAGGGUGUGUUCAGAAGCAAGCUUGGCAGCUGGGAGAGAGUGUGGUCUCUGGCCCAGCUGUGUGCUUGGGGCUGGCCUGGUUCCUGCAAGCAAGGGUGGCUGCUUUUGUGAGUUUCCUCAUAGCAUUAAUUCACUGCUGACAGAGGUGCACUAACUCCUUCUUGAUGCCAGAGAGAGAGAGAGGGAGAGAGGGAGAGAGAAGGAAAGGGAGGGAGAGGGAGAAGGAAUGGAUGCGUAGAUUUAGAGAAGGAACCAGUAAGUAGAAGACAGGCAUGAAGGAAGUAGAGAACAAGGUAAGAAGGAUGUAGGAAGAGAUGGAUCCAGGAGCAGGGCUGGAUGCUGGUUGUGAGCACCCUUAGGAGGGUGGGCCUUUGGCUCUAGUAGGGUGGGCAUCUUUCCUGUAUUCAGAGAUUACAGAGGGGCAGGUCCUGGCCUGACCCUGCUGAGGACGUCACUGCUACUGGAUGCUGGGAGGAGGAAGAACCCCUUUGCAGGCAGGAGGCUUUGCAGCUGUGCUGACCAUGUCACGACUGUUCCUAAAGUAGUUCCCAGGGAGGUGAAGGGUGGCGGAGGUCUCUCUGCCAGCCCCCAUAGUAGACUACUGCUCUGUCCUUGCUUCUAGAAUAUCCAGGGCUCAAAAUAGUCGGUCUGCCCAGUCUUGAUCAGCGGCAGCCUGCAGCUCCGGGAGCCUUCCCAAGGCACGCAAAGAAAACCCCACACUCAUGGCUCGCCUGCGGGGCCCAACCAGCAGGCACUGGUGGGCAGAGAAGGGUGGGAAGACAGAAGCAUGGACAAAAAGAGAACUAGGUGGCGGGGAUGUGGCACGUGAUGGCUUGCCUCAGCUUCUCUCUCUGGAGGCUCAUGUUGAAGAUGCUCUGGGGCUCAACCAGUGUGGCAAUAAUACUUGUGAGCAAAAGGGCAAGCCAGUGGCCUUUCUGUAGCCCAAAGAGAACAAGUUGAUCAUGGGCAUUCUGACGUGGGAGAAUGACAGCACCGGAGUGAGGAAAAGGAGAGGCAGAUAGAAAUGGUUAGAAUAAAUAAGUAAAAACAAAACCACUGAGCCUGGGAUGUCUGCCCAGUCACCCAGAGUGAAGUAUGAGCUAUGCAGCAGGCCUCCUUUGUCACACCCUAGUGUUACUGAGCCCCAGGGAGCCCAUUAAGUCCUCUUGGGGAGCAGAAGUGUGACCCAGAGAAGACACAAGGCUCCAAGGGCCUUGCCUUGCCUGGGAGUGUAUCCAAGAAAGAGCAUACUGCCCCCCAAAUUAGAACAUCUGCAAAGCCAAACCCCUCUGGCCCUAUGCUUCCUUCUCAAAGCCCGGCUAAGAAUUAACUCCAAAAAGUCCAAAGUCAAAAGGUCACAGGGGUUGUCCUUGGAGCCAAGGCCAGGUUCUCAGCGCACUGACUAACCCUCCCGAAACCCCUAUGCUUCCUCACACCCACAAAUUCCUGCUUAAGAAGGUUGCCUUUCUCCAUUAUUUUUUUCAGCCUCAGGGCUCACACCCUACUACAAACUGAGUUUAAGAACUUCCCCAAUACAGGCUUAACAAAAAGGCUUCCUGUACAUACUCUUCCUCCCCUGUACUAUAAAUAAAAGUUCCAGCUUGUCUGGUG